UGCGUCUUGCAAUCUUUGCUUGUCACUCAUGUCAUGUGAAUAGACAGACUGACUGAACAGGGAGCGAACAAGGCAACAUAAUAACAGAAGUCCUCGCUGGUCCGACUGACUGGGCUGGGGAGGAACCUCCCUGCUAUUCCAGAUGUCUGGUGGGAUCUUCUCCCCUUUGGAUCAUCUCUACGACCCAGACAGUGCCAACUGCCACCCGCUGGUGUGCCACUUGUGUCACGGACAGUAUGAGCACCCUUGCCUGCUGGAUUGCUACCAUACCUUCUGCGCUAGCUGCCUGCGGGGCAGAGCCCAGGACGGUCGGCUAACAUGCCCCCUGUGUGGACACCAGACUGUUGUUAAAGGCAUCAGUGCUCUCCCCCAAGAGGACCGUCUCCUGAAGUUCCUGGUGGAUAACUCUACUAGCGAGGAGACCGUGCAGUGCGCAAACUGUGACUUGGAGUGCAAGAAGCAGGAUGUGGAUGCAAUGUAUUAUUGCAACACUUGUAACCAGCCCCUGUGUGGAGACUGCAAGGAGAGCACCCACAAGGCCAAGAUGUUCUCCCGACACGAGAUCGUCUCCCUGGCCAAGCGCACCAAAGACGCCCACAAAAAAUGUGCCCUCCAUGAGGAGUUCUACAUCAUGUUCUCCACAGAGAAGAAGUCCAUGCUGUGCAUCAACUGUUUCAGAGACAUGCAAGUGGAGAGCAGAGCACACUGCAUUGAUAUUGAGACAGCAUAUAUGCAAGGCUGUGAAAAAUUGGACCAAGCCGUCCUAGCAGUGAAGGAGCUGCAGACGUCAGCGCGUGAGGCCAUCGUGCUGCUGAAGGCCAUGAUAGGGGAGGUGAGGGCCAACGUGGACGAGGAGGAGAGCGCCAUCUGCACACUCUUCAGCAGCAUGCAGGAGAAACUGGCUGAAAGAAAGAAAAUUCUCCUCAAGGCUGCAAAAAGUCAGCAUGAGGAGAAGGAGAGAGCUUUCAAAGAGCAGCUGUCCCAUUUAGCAGCCCUCCUUCCUACCCUGCAAGUUCACCUUGUGACAUGUUCUGCCUUCCUCAGUUCGGCCAACAAAUUCGAGUUUUUAGACAUGGGUUAUCAACUGAUGGAGAGGUUGAAAAAGAUUGCAAAACUGCCUCACAGACUGCGGCCAACUCAGAGCAGUAAGAUAAAUUCGGAGUACCGGUCAGAGUUCGCUCGCUGCCUGGAGCCCUUGCUGCUGAUUGGUCAACGCCGCUCCGUCUCCGGGAGCGUCUCGGGACUCGGCCACGGCAACGCCACUGGACUAUUGCAGUCGUCCCUGUCUGCACCGUGCCACUGCCCUGCAGACCGUGACCUGCCCCUGAGCGCCUCGGUGGUGCGCAAGCCCACGGCCCACCGCUACAUCAGCACCAAGGUCCUGCUAGCCGAGGGGGAUGAGACGCCCUUUACGGACCACUGCCGCACCUACGAGGAGAGCUACAAGACCCUCCAGAGUGAGAUCCAGAUGCUGAAAGACCAGGUGCAGGAGGUCCACAGGGACCUGACCAAGCACCACUCCCUCAUCAAGUCCCACACCAUGAACGACAUCCUGGACAAGUCCGUAAAAGUGGACAGCGAGAUCUCCACCGAAUACUCCUCUGUGGAGAAGAUGAGGGCCAUGUUUGAAGAGGUUUGGGAGGAGACUUUUCAGAGGGUAGCAAAUGAACAAGAAAUCUAUGAGGCUCAGCUCCAUGACCUGCUGCAGCUGAAACAGGAGAACUCCUACCUCACCACCAUCGCCAGGCAGAUCGGACCCUACAUCCACUCCAUCGCCAAGGUUAAGGAGCGCAUCCAACCCAGGCGAAAAGACCCCAAGGUGUGUAAGGAUGACCGGACGGAGACAAUGGUCAAAAUCUAUGAUGACAGCAGCACUACUGACUCAAGGCAAGUGCUUCAUUCAUUUAUGGUAAUACCUGUAACUGUGCAUAGCAGCUCUGCUAACAAAGUAAGGAUAGACCGAUGUGUGGACAGCAAGAAUGACACGUCUAGCGCCGAGGGCGAGGGUCAUGAGAAGGUUGUGGAGAACCCGUCGCUGCCGGACGAGGCUGGACCCAAGACCAAGGACCACCACAGAGCUAGCAGGCAGAAGAGCCCCACAGAACUAGUAACAUGCCGCAAGGAGCCACCCAUUUAGCAGCACCCACACAUUAAAGCACAUCACAGCAGGGUAGACACGUUUCAGCCUAAGACAGGCGCGUUUGCAGAGGACAUGGUGUAGUAGUAAUAAGUGCCGUAAUGAGAACAAGCUUGAGAGUGCAUGAUUUUGCUUUAAUUGGAUCUUUUAACCUGGAAGCUUUUUUUCCCAUUUAGCACACACACCAAUUCUCAGCAAAAGACAUCACAGGGCCAUUUCACAGAGACUGGGCCAACGAUGACUGUCUGGAGCACACAGGAUGUUUUUCAGUUAUUAUUGUGGUUGGAGACUAAAGAAGAAGCGCUGAAUCGACAUGUUAGUCAUGCUUGCACCAUUAAUAAAAUAACUGAAAAAAUGUAUCCUUUGUGCUCCAGUCAUCCUUGGCCCAGUCUCUCUGAAGGGGACCAACUUGUUUCCUAAUCCUCCUGUCUACAGUCCUGCACUGUGAGCACCAAUAAGGCUAAAGCACAAGUGACCUCCUUUCCCAACACCACAGGGCCAUGCCUGUGAAGAUUCCCAUUCAUCCAGGUCAUGUUAUCCAAAUGAGUCAAUUGACUUGGCAACAGAGCUGGACUUCAUUCAAUCUGGAGUCCUGACUGAUUCCAAUUUUCUGACACUUUCAAUUCGCUUUUAUCCAGAGCACCGUACAGUUAUUUAGGUACAGGAUAGUAGUUAUAGUCCCUGGGACAAUGUGAGGUUAGGUGUUUGUGUUGCUCAUACGCAUUUCACCCCUGGAUGGGGGUAUUGGAAAUGGGAAAGCCCCCCAAAAGCUGCUCGGUGCUGCUUGACAGGUAGGCCAGACCAUUCAUUUUGAAUUACUUGGGGACGGUUUAGUCGUCCUCCAGGCGGCCCACCAAUAGGCGAACGCACGUGGACACAUAACAUACAGUACGUCAUGAACAUCAACUGUCAGCAAUUGAUCACAGCAGGUUUCAAACCAGAGCUGAUCUCACUCAUCCUACCCAAGCACUCCAGGGCAUUGAGGAUCCAGUCCAAAAAUGAAUUACUAAGUAAUUAGUGUGGUCUGGUAAAACCAGGCUAGCUUGACAGUGGGGAAACCAGAGACGAUUGAUAGAUGAGGAGGAGACUGUUCAUAAGGAGUUUCUUCCAGUAUUAGCAUGACGGAAUAUUCUAAGCUGCCAUACUAUGGCAGCCACACCCCUUUAGGAGACGAGGAGAAUCAAUGGGGUUCAAUGGUAAAGUCACACCCAUUAAGAAGACGGGACUUUAUCCCACUUCACUGCAUUGGAAACGCAUGCUACAGUCAGGGCCACUGACAGCUUGUGCCGGUCCCUCAGGAUAAAAAACUCUAAAAGGGCUCCCAAUCCAAGACGUGCAAUUUAAUGAAAAGCCAAUUUUGGGGCCCCUCUCUCCCUGGGCCCGGGACAACUGACCCCGUUGUCCUCCCCCUACCGCAGGGAUGAGGAAGGAAAUGCCCUUUCAUAAUCCAAAAUGAUCUCCAGUUACGCUACUUACAGCUGAACCCUAGGACACCAACGAUCAUGAUGCAGCCCAAGUGAUGGUCAACCUUCAGUAUAUUUAACUGAGUUUUUCAGGGCAGAUUCCAAUAGCAUAAGUAGAUGCCAGUCUAGUCUGUGCAAAUAAAAUCAGUUUCAAAUAAAGUCAAGUUAAUGUCGUGAUGUUAGUUUUGUGACAAUGUAUAGACACGUUGACGGGAGUAUGACCAUGGUGACAGGAGUAGAAAUAAAGGUUGUAUUUCAUCUAUGUACCAUAUUUCAAUCCAGCUGCUUUUAAACUUGAAAGUAUCAGGAAGAAAUGUAAUUAUAGGAAAUGAUGGGAAAAUACAUCAUUUUUUGUCAUAUCACCUUCUUCCAAAGCAUGAAAUAGACAUACAUUAUGAAAUGUUUUGUCAAAAAAUUACAUCAUUCACUUCAAACUGAUUAAACAUGAACUUUAUUUCACACAUUUGAAAUGUUUCCAUUUUUCUUCUUUUUUUAUUUCAAUUUUGAAAACGUGAGUAAAUGCACAGUAAUCACCUAGGAAGUAAACUCUUUUUUUUCCUCCACAGUAAAAUUCCCUAAUAGGUCUGCGUUUGUAUUAUAGUGCAAGUCAACCAUCAUCUAAAAAAAAAAAAAUCUGCAUCCCGUCAGCAAUAUCACAGAUAGAUACCUACCACAUGUGCUCAUGUUCACAAUAACCCAGGACCAUUGUGUAUACUUAGUGCUCUUAAUUCGUUUAAGUGUGCUGAGCAGUCAGUUUCCAUUACUCCACACAUAAUCUGUGUGCACAUCAAACACCAAAUCCAGUCAGUGCAUUUCCGGUUUGGCCUUGCCCUGCCAAGCCCAGCCCAGCCCAGCCAAGCCACGUCAGGCAAAACAAAUCAAUACCCGAUGAAUCUCUUCCCUUAAACCCAAGCAAGUUGAGGAGUGCUGAGGCAGCUGCGCAUCAGCCUUCAUUCUCAGGUCAGGUCCACUGUGCUACUGGAAUCAGUGCUGCUGUUGGUUUCAAGACUUUGAGAUGGUUGAACACAAGGAGUGGGGGGUGACGAAGAUGAAUGAGUGGGAAUGAAGAUGAAAUAAACAAACAAAAAAUAUAUAGAAUUUAAAAAAACCUCAGAAGAAUUCCCUGAAUAAAGCAUCAACCUCUGGAAAGCACGUAUAUUUUGGUUUAUUCCAAGACCAGGUCACUCUUGCAGACAAGCUACAAAGGUCUGCUACAACUGGCCCUUGACUCAAAUAAGUUUUCUUUAAUUUCAAAUGCCACACUGAAAGGAUCACAAUCACUACUCAAUGCUUCAUGUAGAAAAUCCUCUGAAUAAUUUAAAUCCGCAACACAAUUCCUCAGAUGUUCCACAGCUAACAGCAUUAUUUAUGUCCAUCAUCAUAAUCAUAAAAUCAAGCGUGACCAGCACGGGCCACCACAACAACCAAGCACACAGAUUGCUUCUCGCAUUCGCCACAAAUAUUGGAAACAUUUUAAAUAACCAUCAUCACUCCACAAAGUCAGAUAAAAACUUGCUAACGAAACAGUAGUAAAACAGGACAUGGCUUUGAAUAUGAACUUCAGCUAACACAUCUGAAUGGAAAAA
Molecule: messenger RNA, 5186 nt
Organism: Engraulis encrasicolus (European anchovy)
Lineage: Eukaryota; Metazoa; Chordata; Actinopteri; Clupeiformes; Engraulidae
Gene: rnf207b
Product: ring finger protein 207b
Exons: 18
Coding region: 143-2137 (664 amino acids)
Biological process (GO): regulation of cardiac muscle contraction; regulation of heart looping
Cellular component (GO): perinuclear region of cytoplasm
Molecular function (GO): zinc ion binding; Hsp70 protein binding; transmembrane transporter binding
Source: RefSeq, a predicted model, not a curated record